UUUCACUUGAUGCCGCUGCCUCCCCGCUUCAACAUCGACGUCCUGCUGAACAUCAUGAACUUCUCCGAUGCGUCUACCAUCUGUCAACUAAUGCUGAUAUCGCGCGAGCUCUAUCACCACGGUCCCAAGCUACUUAUCCCGCCAAUCCUCAGGCUGGAGCACGAGUCCGCGCUCGCCUCAUUCAUCUUGUUCCUAUCCGCCGAAGCCUCGUAUCGCCUCAAGUUCCUCAAAGGGCUCUCCGUUUCGACUGGUGCCCUCUCCGCACCGGUCGCCCGACUUCUCAUAGACUUCCUCGUCCGUUUUGGCCCGGAGAUCAAGCUCGACAUCUGCCAUAUCUCCAAUGCCGAUGCGUUCUUCGAAUCCAAUCCUGCGCUCCCUGAGGCUUUCGCGGCAUUGACCCAAAUCGAUGAGCUAGAGCUUGUUGGUGCCGACCUCACCACUUCAGCGGUGCUCUGGAAUUCGCGGGCAACUUUCAGUAGGGUCGUGCUCUGCAUGGCAGAGACUCUUCACCAAGAUAGAGACAUCGAAGGUGUGGACGAAGACGACGAGGACGACGAGGACGAGGACGCUUUGGAUGGAUACGAAGAAGACCGGAACUUCAUAUGCCUUCUAGGCAACAGUGAGGAGACGCUCAGCGAGCUCACUGUCGACUGGUGUAUCACUAGCUGCCCGCCCGGUGUCCUGUAUGCCCCGCAAUACCCACGCCUCGUCACGUUGAACUUGCUCGACAACGAACUGCCGCAGACGCACCAUUACGUCCGCGCUUUCCCAAACCUCGCCACUCUCCUCGUGAGGACCGACCCGAAAUAUUUGGACAGACUCAACGUUAACCCGGACGCAUUCGAUCUGCACCGUGCGAAGAACGAGUCGUUGCUGCUACGUUAUGGGUCCUGGGACGCGCUCAAGAGCGUCAGCGGGACCCUCGUGGACCUCUACCUCCUGGGGUUGUCUUGCACGAUGAACAAGAUCAGGAUCUUUCCGUCGGCAGCCAACCAUAUCGAUGUCGCAAUGUUCCACGCCGUCGUCGAACCCGCCCAACCCGCAUACAUCCACCUCGAUAUAAUCGACGUGUCCGCGUUCUACACCGGGUCUUUCCGGGAUGCGUUGACCGGGCCCAGCGUUGCAGCCCUGCGGAGCGUCGACAUCUCACUCGCACUCGCAAUGUACGUCACACCGUCCCAGAUCGACUUUUCCCUCGCACUGGACAUGCUGAUUGACCACCUCGGAAGCCUCUCCCUCCACACGCUCGGGCUCCACAUCUGCUGCACCGGACUGCAGUUCCCGCUCCUAAACGGUACCGGGCUCGACGUGAAGAACGCCUCCUCCUUCUUCGCGCGCGGCGCGCUCUGGCCCGCCGAGGCGCAGCUCCUCGCGCUCGACCUCGCCGCGCUCACACGCCGCAUCCGCGCGGCCGCGCCCUCGAUCCGCACCGUCGUGCUGUCGAUCGCGGGGCAUCGCGUGCGCCCGAACGCGGUGCUCGUCGUCGGGGAGGAGGACGCGCGCGCGCUGGGCGAGGGCGCGGUGGAGGCGAUCCCGCUCCGGCUGGUGGGGGAACUGCAGACGUCGUGGACGGAGGCCGCGGAGUAUAUGAAGGUGGUGACGGAGGCGACUGCGCGUCUCAUGAAGGCUAGGGGCGAGCUUGCGAAGCAGUUGGAAGCGGCUACCGCGGGGAUGUGA
Trametes versicolor FP-101664 SS1 is the source of this 1677-nucleotide messenger RNA. RefSeq lists its product as uncharacterized. The transcript is spliced from 2 exons. The record is from RefSeq and is a predicted model, not a curated record. The coding region runs from base 10 to 1677 and encodes 555 amino acids. NCBI's taxonomy places the organism in Eukaryota, Fungi, Basidiomycota, Agaricomycetes, Polyporales, Polyporaceae.